GGGCCAGUCGGGACGGAGGAGACAAAAUGGCGCUGCGGGCGAUGCGGGGUAUCGUGAACGGGGCCGCACCCGAGCUACCGGUGGCCACCAGCGGGGCGGUGGCGGGAUCUUGGGAGCAAACGCUAGCAGCGAGCCGGAACUACCUCUCCCAGCCUCGCCUCACAUACAAGACAGUAUCAGGAGUCAAUGGUCCGUUAGUGAUCUUAGAUCAUGUUAAGUUUCCCAGGUAUGCUGAGAUUGUUCACUUAACAUUACCAGAUGGCACGAAGAGAAGUGGGCAAGUUCUAGAAGUUAGUGGUUCCAAAGCAGUGGUUCAGGUAUUUGAAGGGACUUCAGGUAUAGAUGCCAAGAAAACAUCCUGUGAGUUUACUGGGGAUAUUCUCCGAACACCAGUGUCUGAGGACAUGCUUGGUAGGGUAUUCAAUGGAUCGGGAAAACCGAUCGACAGAGGUCCUGUUGUACUGGCUGAAGACUUCCUUGACAUCAUGGGCCAGCCAAUCAAUCCUCAGUGUCGCAUCUACCCAGAGGAGAUGAUUCAGACCGGCAUUUCGGCCAUAGAUGGAAUGAACAGUAUUGCUAGGGGGCAGAAAAUUCCUAUCUUCUCUGCUGCUGGCUUACCACACAAUGAGAUUGCAGCUCAGAUCUGUCGCCAGGCUGGUUUGGUAAAGAAAUCCAAAGAUGUAGUGGACUACAGUGAGGAAAAUUUUGCAAUUGUAUUUGCUGCUAUGGGUGUAAACAUGGAAACUGCCCGGUUCUUCAAAUCUGACUUUGAAGAAAAUGGCUCCAUGGACAACGUCUGCCUCUUUUUGAACUUGGCUAAUGACCCUACUAUUGAACGAAUUAUCACUCCUCGCUUGGCUCUAACCACAGCCGAAUUUCUGGCCUAUCAGUGUGAGAAACAUGUAUUGGUUAUCCUAACAGAUAUGAGUUCUUAUGCUGAAGCACUUCGAGAGGUUUCAGCGGCCAGGGAAGAGGUUCCUGGUCGACGAGGUUUCCCAGGUUACAUGUAUACAGACUUAGCCACAAUAUAUGAACGCGCUGGUCGAGUGGAAGGUAGAAACGGCUCUAUUACUCAAAUCCCUAUUCUCACCAUGCCUAACGAUGAUAUUACUCACCCCAUCCCUGACUUGACUGGAUAUAUCACAGAGGGGCAGAUCUAUGUGGACAGACAGCUACACAACAGACAGAUUUACCCUCCUAUUAAUGUGCUACCUUCGUUAUCACGGUUAAUGAAGUCUGCUAUUGGGGAAGGUAUGACCAGAAAGGAUCAUGCCGAUGUAUCUAACCAGCUGUAUGCGUGCUAUGCUAUUGGUAAGGAUGUACAAGCCAUGAAAGCUGUGGUUGGAGAAGAAGCCCUUACCUCAGAUGAUCUUCUUUACUUGGAAUUUCUACAGAAGUUUGAGAGGAACUUUAUUGCUCAGGGUCCUUACGAAAACCGCACUGUCUAUGAGACUUUGGACAUUGGCUGGCAGCUGCUCCGAAUUUUCCCCAAAGAAAUGCUGAAGAGAAUCCCUCAGAGCACCCUGAGCGAGUUCUACCCUCGGGACUCCGCAAAGCACUAAUUGCCAUCUCAUCGCUGGUUCGAUACUCUCGUGUAAUACUGGUUCUGUUUUCUUGAUUCCUUUGCACUCCUCCAUCCCCACCUUUGUGUUGGCAUUUACCGUGUUACCCUGCAAUUAAAAACAAAGAAUAGGUGACAUAUUGUGCCAGUGUUGCAAUAUCUUAAACUGCUAACAGACUUUAAAAUGUCCCCUGUUCAGAAAACCUGGAUCUUCAGUGGUUUAUUUAAAGUAGCUUCAGGGAUGGAGGUGAAGUUUUCUUACUCAUGUGUGUAUUUGUAAAUAGUGGGGUAGUUAGUUGCCUAAUAAUGUCUUCAUUAUUUGAGUCUCUCAGACCUUCCCUCUCCACCCUCUCGAGAGUAUCACUAUCUGAAGUUAUAAUGCUUUGUUCUCCAAAUUAGGGGCAGGAUCAGGGCUGAAAGCCUCCUCAGAAGAGCCAAGAGCUCUCUCCUGAGCAUUUGUUUUUGGAUUGUUAGUGUACCUCUAGCUCUGUGCUGCUGCUCUAAGCAGAUGGUUUUUACUGUCCACCUGCUCUUUCCUGUUUAAUGAAUAGAUUAGAAAAGGAGUUGAGACUCCUGUGUCUUACUGUUCUCCCUCCCUCUGAGUAACACACAAUCAUGCAGCUUUUGCACAGCUGGUGUUGAUUGGAUAGUAGUGAGAUGCCUUGUCUUGAUGAUCCUUUCUGGGUUUUCAUGCAGAGGAAUCAUAAUUAAAAUGAUCAGUAUAAUUGUUGCUUGGAAAGAGUUUGGGGUACAAUUUAAAAAAGAGAAGAAAAACCUACUCCCAUUCUACAUUUGGACAUGCUAACAGUGGUGUAAUUUUCUAAAGUGUUUGCCAGAUGCUGAAGGCACGGUGGGAGGAAAAAUUCUCCUGUGUAUGGACAUUUUAAACUGUUAGAGAGCAGCCUUUGGAAAACACUCUUAUUUGGUCCUGCUUUUUGACCUAUCUUUGCCUCUUCAGGGUAAUCUUGUGGCACAAGUGAUAGAAUUUAAAAGCUUUAGCCUUUUAAUUCCUGCUCCUUCCUGCUGUGAGCCCUGAGCUGUCUUCUAUGCACUCUGCCAUGUCUACUGUGUGGUCUCUGUGUUCUUUGUUACUUGGGUGCAAUAGCAACUUCUCUGUGCAUUCCAUCUUUCAAGUUGUGUAAAGUUCUUCACUUUUUUCUUAGAGGGUGUGUGUGUGGGGAGUCAGCAUGAUUAUAUUUUAAUGUAGAAAAUGUGACAUCUGGAUAUAAAAUGAAAAUAAAUAUUAAAUUAAAUGGAAGUGACCUAAAGUGGCUUAUAUCUUCUAAUCAGAAAAAUCAUAGCAACAAGCAAAUAUAUAUAAUAAUGCACCUCUUUGACUCACAGUUUAGAACACCAUAAACAGCAUUGUGAACGAAACCUUUGGGUUGUAAGGAACAUGGCCCAGGUUGUGUACCCUCUGUUUCAGGCUGCCCUGUUCAGUGAUAUCUCUUCCAGCAUACUGUAGUUUGAUCCAGUGUUGAGAGUUACUGCAGGUGUUCUAUAGAGUUCUUUGUUACAGACAUUUUCAGGACCUCUAGAACCCAUCUGCCAGAAAUGAAAGUGGGUGAUAAGUAGAAAAUGAAAUACACAUUGAAGCAAGUCAAAGCUUGCUUCAAAUAAAAUUUUAAAAAGAGGUCCAGUAUAUCAAGGAAACACCUUGGGUAAAGCACCAGGGUAUGGCAUUGGGGCGGCAUCCUGUCUCUUAUCUUCAGCAAGGCAGUUGGAGAUGUAGAGGAAAGGGCUCAAUCAUGGCAAGAACUGGCCAGGCCUGUGUUCUAAUCCUGGUGCUGCCACUAACCAUAUAGCCUUGCUUAGUAAUUUGACAAGUUUGGGUCUGUUUGCUUAUGUUCCUUUUAGGGUUAUUCCAAGGACUAAAGACUGUCUAUAAAACACUAGAACAGCAUCUGGUCCAUGGUAGGUGCUCAGAGUAGGCUACUUCUAUUAAACCUUUAUUAAGGCAGAUUGACUUACUACUUUUACAUAACGCUUAGGAUUAGUUGGUUAAGUAGUAUCUUAUUAGUUUGUUACUUAUGUUUUAGUGAAAACUUUUCUUAGUGUAUCUUUUUGUACCAGUAAUAAAAGUUAAUUAAAAGACCCAUUAAAAUUAUGCUUUAAUAUGAACCCUCACUGUGAUCAAAUUUUUUAAAAAGAAAAAAAUUUUCACUUCAGUUGGCUUAAAGUAUUUGGAAGGAGAAAAAGUAUCUUCCAAGUUCAGGCGAACGACAUGACUCAUGAAACGUGUUGCUGGCAGUUGACUGUCACUUCAGUUUGUGAGAGUCCCUGUAAAUAAAAAAAUGUUUUAAGACUAAUGUA
This is a messenger RNA of Miniopterus natalensis, 3874 nucleotides long. It is a transcript of the gene ATP6V1B2, whose product is annotated as ATPase H+ transporting V1 subunit B2. Gene Ontology annotation, biological process: ATP metabolic process; proton transmembrane transport; vacuolar acidification. Lineage: Eukaryota; Metazoa; Chordata; Mammalia; Chiroptera; Miniopteridae. Gene Ontology annotation, cellular component: proton-transporting V-type ATPase, V1 domain. The record is from RefSeq and is a predicted model, not a curated record. Gene Ontology annotation, molecular function: proton-transporting ATPase activity, rotational mechanism; ATP binding.